AUGAGGUGUGCCUCUAAAUCCUGGAAUGCUCUCUUAUCUCAAUCCUCCUUUGUGAAAUCCCACCUCCAUCAUUCUAUCCAUAACAACACUGAAAUUCUCUUGGUGUUCACGAAGGAUUAUUUUUAUUUUCACUGUGAACCGUUCAUAGCACAUCCUAAUUCUCGAUCUCCCCAUCUCAAACUCAUUAACUUCAUCAAAAUCCCAAAUAAUCCUCCAUCUCAAAAUAUUGUUAUAGGUUCAGUUGACGACUUAGUAUGUUUUUCUCACAGAUCAGAUGAUUAUUUAGUCGUUAACAUUUGGAACCCUUCUCUCUCUACCAUGUUAACUCUACCCUCACAUUCCAUGCACUCCAAUAAUUAUAAUGACUCUAUGGAAAUCAUUUUCUGGUUUGGAUAUGAACCUGAAACAAAGGAUUACAGAGUUGUUAUGCUUAAUGGCAUUCACCAACCACCCAGUAGCCACCAACAUCAUGUCAUUAAAGAGUGGCGGCAAGUUGAGGUUUAUAACAUGAAAAGUGGUUCCUGGAAGUUAAUCACUCAAAGGUUUCCAUCCUACGUGUCACGGAUUCAUCCUCAACAUGAAGUUUGUGUUGAUUGCUAUAAUGGUCAUCUUCAUUGGCUUUGUUAUAUUGAUGAGAAGAUGAAGGCACAAAAAAUAGUGACUUUUGAUUUGGGUGCGGAGACAUUCCAUGAGACACAUCUUCUAGAUUCUAUACUAGAUUAA
Lactuca saligna is the source of this 723-nucleotide messenger RNA. The record is from the annotation of a GenBank genome assembly. Lineage: Eukaryota; Viridiplantae; Streptophyta; Magnoliopsida; Asterales; Asteraceae.